AUGUAUUUUGAAAUCAAAAUUGUUAUUAAAGAGAAUAGCAACUCCUCUCAUGAAGUAACAGAUUUACGUUCUCGUUCAAUGCGAGAUAACAUUUUGAUUCAUAAUUUUGCUUACACCCCCGGCGAGAACUUAUCAGAAAGCAUUCCUCAGUUAAUUCAUGAAGUUUUAGGGGUGCAUGUCUCGUUUGUUCGUAUUCACAGGAACAGUGUAAAGGGCAUGAUGAACUCCAGACCAGUGUCAAUAACCGCAAAAUUGGUAGACAGAAGCAAGAAAGACGAGAUUCUGCAAGCACAGAAAGCUAAGAAACUACAAAGGGUUAAAUUACCAUUCUUUAUAACAUCCCAAGACCCACCUGUAGUGCUUGAAGAGCGCAAAAGGUUAUAUGCCAUCUCAGAUUCUCUCCGGGAGCAAAAAAUUAAGUCAAAGGUGGAACGAGGGCGGUUGAUCCUACCCAACGGGGAAUAUUACCGAGAUCCUGUUCCAAAGAUUGAGACGGCGGAUGCCUUGCAGCUAACACCAGACGCGAUUGAUGCCCUACAACUACCCACACAUUCAACGCAGCCUACUAAACUUAAGGGUUCCGAAAUUUUGGCAACGGGUGUAAAAGUUAGCUCGGUGGAAGAGGUCCAGGACCUGUACAGAAAGGUGUGUGUUGAUCCAUAUUCUGCGGCGGCGGAUCACCGUAUUCUGGUCUAUAGGUUUGUGGAUUCUGCGGGGAAAACUCAUGAAAGUUUCUGGGAUGACGGGGAGCACGGUGCCGGCCGACGCCUUCUACAAUACAUGAAAACAAAUCAAAUAAACAACGUGGGUGUGGUCAUUACGCGCUGGAGUGGCCCCAGACACCUUGGUCCGGACCGCUGGCGAAUCAUGGAGGAACACUUGUGUGAGGUAGCCAAUACUUUGGAUGGGUGAACUUGUUAUUUCAUAUG
Molecule: messenger RNA, 929 nt
Organism: Magallana angulata
Lineage: Eukaryota; Metazoa; Mollusca; Bivalvia; Ostreida; Ostreidae
Exons: 1
Coding region: 1-912 (303 amino acids)
Biological process (GO): regulation of translational initiation
Cellular component (GO): cytoplasm
Source: RefSeq, a predicted model, not a curated record